Messenger RNA from Gongylonema pulchrum, 315 nucleotides. The record is from the annotation of a GenBank genome assembly. NCBI's taxonomy places the organism in Eukaryota, Metazoa, Nematoda, Chromadorea, Rhabditida, Gongylonematidae.
AUGAGUAGUCGUCAAGUUCGGCUACGACGUCGUGAGGGAGCAGAGGAAGAAUCGCAGCAGCCCGGAAUGCCAUCAGAAUGCCUAUCCACUCCUCAGUCACUGAACCGAAGCAUUCCAUGUGUCUACGAAAGUAGUCAGUUCACUGCCCAAAGCUCAGCUUCAUUUAUUGAUAGUUUAACGGUAGCUGUCGAACCGACUUUAUCAAACCGCGCACGAACGGCUGUCGUUGGACCAAACACUGUGCAUCGAAGUGGUGAGGGAUCGUCUUAUGAUUAUGGGCCUAUCGAUAAAACCGGUUCGUGCAUUUCUUAUUAA